GCUGCUGCGGAAGCCCCUGGCCGGGCAGGGUGGGCAGCGCCAAGCUGCAGCCCUCGGUUCCCAGUCCCCAAGCCCGGCGGGGCUAAGGGCCGGCGCAGUCCCUCCCGCCCGGGCCUGCUUACAGGUGGCUGAGCGAGGCGAGCUGGGGCUGGGCCAGGCGUCCGCACCCUCCCACCGCGGCGUCCCCGCCCCCCCAUCCCCAUCCCCAUCCCCGGGAGCUUUGCUGUGAUGAAUGACUUUCCACAGCCCCCGUCGUGGGAACUUAGUGCUUCAGGCUCCCCAGCGACCCCCGACUCUCCUUAAAAAUCGGGGAGGGGAGUGGGGGAGGCCAGAGGAAGCCGAGAUCCCCCGCGAGGUGAUCGAGAGGCUGGCCCGCAGUCAGAUCCACAGCAUCCGGGACCUCCAGCGACUCCUGGAGAUAGACUCCGUAGGGAGUGAGGAUUCUUUGGAUACCAGCCUGAGAGUUCACGGGGUCCACGCCACUAAGCAUGCGCCCGAGAAGCGGCCCCUGCCCAUUCGAAGGAAGAGAAGCAUCGAGGAAGCUGUCCCCGCUGUCUGCAAGACCAGGACGGUCAUUUACGAGAUUCCUCGGAGUCAGGUCGACCCCACAUCCGCCAACUUCCUGAUCUGGCCCCCGUGUGUGGAGGUGAAACGCUGCACUGGCUGCUGCAACACGAGCAGUGUCAAGUGCCAGCCCUCCCGCGUCCACCACCGCAGCGUCAAGGUGGCCAAGGUGGAAUACGUCAGGAAGAAGCCAAAAUUAAAAGAAGUCCAGGUGAGGUUAGAGGAGCAUUUGGAGUGCGCCUGCGCGACCACCAGCCUGAAUCCGGAUUAUCGGGAAGAGGACACGGGUGAGUGGCUGCCUUCAUCGGCAUCGGUGUUGGAGAACAGGUCUUCAGAGCCUUGCUUUUGGGGUGUUAGGUGGCCCCCUUGAGCGCAACGCUUACUGCUGUGUGCAUCUGGGCUGCUGUUGAAGGAUUCGUUGCCCUGCUCCCGGGCCAGAUGCCUGCGGGGGAGACGGAUCCCGCACCUGCAGGUGUCCGGUGGGGAGGGUGGCCCAAGCUGCGGCACUGGCAGGAGAGGAGGUUCAGGUCUCACUGAGAGGGGCUGGGAGUGCAUAAGACACCCAGCUCAUUAGUGGGCUGCGGGGCUGAGCUGAGAAGAAUCUGCAGAAGGGCCUCCUGCCAGGGUGGGCGGGAGGAGCAGGUUCGAGGACUGCAGUUGCCCUGGCUGGCUGGGGUCUCUCCUUCACCCCGCCACGCGGACUCCACCCAGGAGCAGAAUGGCUUCUGUGCUCUGCUAUGGCUGGGCCCUGGGAGCACGAGGGGACUCAGAAGUUCCUCUGUGCCAGGGUGCUGGCCUUCUCUUCUGGAAAGAUAAACAAAUGCCGUAGGUAUUUGUUGCUUCAGUUCUUCACCCCGACGGCCAUCCCUCGGCCCACUCACCGCCCUGCCCUUUUGUUAACAGGAAGGCCUAGGGAGUCAGGUAAAAAACGGAAAAGAAAAAGGUUAAAACCCACCUAAAGCAGCCAACCAGGUAGGACCUGUCUGCCGGACACACUGAGUCCUGCAGGGCGGGGAGGUGCAACUGACUGAUCACACCAGCAAAUCACGCUUCCUGUCUCGCCGGGUGCGGCGGGGAUGUGGCCCUGAUUGGCCUUGAUGGUGUCUGCUGGGCUUGGGUCUCCUUGCUCCCCGUCCGCUCCUGCCUCGCAGAACGCCCUGGCCAGUGGCUCACUCCCGCUUGGGAGCCUGCCUCCAGCUUUGUCCUUCUCUUUGUCGUUGAUUGGGGAUGCAGGAGCAUUGCACAUGAAUGGAACAGGUUGGGCGACCUGAGCAGCGGUGGGGCAGCUCUGAGCGCCUGGCCACUCUGGGAUCACCCACCCCAUUUGACAGAUGAAAAAACUGAGGCUUAACUGAGAUUACAGAUAAGGACUGUUGGAGGCUGAAUAUAUCCGGAAAUCCUUUAUAAACGUGCAGGGCUGUUGGCUACUGUGUUGGAAAUUGCAUUUGGCUGCUAGUAACACCAGACAGCACAGGGAUUGAGAUAAGGUCGAGCUUCAUGACUUUCAUCUAAGGGUGGGAUUGCAGAGCAGGGAGGGUAGUCUCGAGGUAUCAUCAGGGUCCCCCUUCUGUCUGGCUAGUGGCAUCCAUCUGCAGUUGCCUCAUGGCCCAAGGUGGCUGCUAAAGCUCCAGAAACCACAUCUGUGCUCCAGGCUGGAAGAAGGAGUGAGGCGGGGGAAAGGGCAAAAUAACACCCUUAGAGAGCUAUCCUGGAAAUCCCACCCAGUGACUUUUGUGUUUUUCUCAGCUGCCAUCCCUCCACUGCAAGGGAGCUUGGGAAAUGUCUCCUAGCAAGACAUGUCGCUUCCCAGAUGGAGGUGGGACCUGAGCAGCCGCCAUCAUCACGGAGGAGGCAGUUUCAAGCCUUCCUGGUCCUUGGCAUUGGCCCGUCUGGCUUGGAAAAGUUGGAGCCCUGUCUGGCCUGGUUCCUCCUCCUGGCACGUGGGACUCCAUGGCGGCCAAAACAAAUAGUUUCUUUAGAAGAGAGGAGGAUCUCAGAGAUAGGGUGUCGGAGAACCCUGGCUCCUGUUUGCAAUGUGGGACUUGGGCCUGCGCGUGAGGUCCAUUCAUGAGGAGCCUCUUGGGAGGAAAUUGUCCACUUGGGCAGGUCUUUGAAGCAGUCCAGGACUGUUGGUCAGCCUUGGCUUUGUUUGCUGAAAGUGUGGCGUGGUGGGUGCUUUUGUGCCUGCCUGUGGGUCCCAUUUCUACAGAGCGUUAGGCUCUGGCCUCCAUGGGCCUGCUGGUGACAGACCCCAUGGUGAGAGGCUGGCACUCCUGUUGUCCCAUGCCUGGCUGGUACUCGUGUUCAGCCUAUAGGCAGCCCACGUGUUGGAGUGUGCGAUGGAGAGGCCACAUGGGAUGCGGAAGAAUUGUUCUUAAACGAUCAGCAUAGGUCUGCCUAGGUGCAGACUCUUCUGUCUGGCUGGUGGCCUCCAUCCUCAGGGUUGUCUCAUGGCCCAAGGUGGCUGCCAGAGCUCCAGAAAUCACAUCUAAGCCCUAGGCUGGAAGAAAGGAAGGCAGGGAGAAGGGCAAAUGAACCAUUCUUGGCCUCAGUUUCCCCCAUCUGUACAAUGGGAGAAUGGGGCUUGGUCUCUAGACAUGUUCUGUGAGAUGCUGUGAGCCUAAUCCCAAUUCCUGUCAGGGUACUGCAACGUGGCCAAUGUGGCAAAUGUGAUUCUGGAAAUUUCAUGAAAACUUGAAAUCCCUGUGUGCCCCUGAUUGGGUUAAAUGUUUUCACCCUGUUUUCCUCUUAUGCAGCGAUGUGUGUGCUGGGUGGUUCACUUGGUCGGUGGUCUCAGUGUCUGUCUUUCCCUUCUCC
This is a messenger RNA of Gorilla gorilla gorilla (western lowland gorilla), 3381 nucleotides long. RefSeq names its product platelet derived growth factor subunit A (gene PDGFA). The record is from RefSeq and is a predicted model, not a curated record. Gene Ontology annotation, cellular component: membrane. Gene Ontology annotation, biological process: positive regulation of phosphatidylinositol 3-kinase/protein kinase B signal transduction; positive regulation of cell population proliferation; positive regulation of MAP kinase activity. The coding region runs from base 233 to 934 and encodes 233 amino acids. Gene Ontology annotation, molecular function: platelet-derived growth factor receptor binding; growth factor activity. The transcript has 5 exons. Lineage: Eukaryota; Metazoa; Chordata; Mammalia; Primates; Hominidae.